AUGGCUCUCGUUGAGUGCAUAGCACCAGCGUGUGUCAUGUCUUGGCUGCGUUUCUGGGGCCCAUGGCCCCUCCUUACGUGGCAACUAUUGUGUCUACUAGUCAAGGAGGCUCAGCCUCUGGUGUGGGUCAAGGACCCGCUCCAGCUGACCUCUAACCCCUUGGGGCCACCUGAGCUCUGGUCUUCCAGCUCCUCCCAUCUCCCGUGGGAAUCUCCCCAUGCGCCUGCUACCCCAGCAGCCCCGGGGGACUUUGAUUAUCUGGGGCCCUCUGCUUCUUCGCAGAUGUCAUCCCUGCCCCAGGAAUCGACUGAAAAUUUGGCUCCAUUCCUGGACACGGAUUCAGCUGGAGAGCUGCUCCUGGGGCCAGAGCAGUUCUUGGCUGCACAUCAGGAUGUAAAUGACAAGCUGACUCCACAAGAAAGGCUCCCAGAGGUGGUUCCACUGCUGGACCGGGAUCAGAACCAGGCCCUAGUUCAGCUUCCUCGCCUCAAAAGUAAGGUUCAAACUGCAGAUCUAGAUCGGGCUGCAGGUCAUCAGGCAGAUGAAAUACUUGUUCCACUAGACAGUAAGGUUUCAAAACCAACCAAAUUUGUUGUUUCGCCCAAGAACCUGAAGAAAGAUCUAGCUGAGCGUUGGAGCCUUGCUGAGAUUGUUGGGAUUCCACACCAGUUAUCCAAACCUCAGCAUCAGAAGCAGACUUUGCAGGAUGAAUAUUCGGGUAUGGACACACUGUAUCCCGGCAGCCUGCCUCCAGAACUCCGGGUGAAUGCAGAUGAGCCUCCAGGGCCUCCUGAGCAAGUUGGACUUUCUCAAUUCCAUCUAGAGCCCAAAAGUCAAAAUCCAGAGACCCUUGAAGACAUCCAGUCCUCUUCACUCCAGGAAGAAGCCCCAGCGCAGCUUCUACAGCUCCCUCAGGAGGUAGAACCUUCAACCCAGCAGGAGGCCCCAGCUCUGCCUCCAGAGUCCUCUAUGGAGAGUCUAGCUCAAACUCCACUGAAGCAUGAGGUGACAGUUCAACCUCCAGGUGAGGAUCAAGCUCGUUAUGACUUGCCCAACAUUACAGUCAGACCUGCAGAUGUGGAGGUUACCAUGACUUCAGAGCCCAAAAGUGAGACAGAAUCUUCCCAAGCCCAGCAGGAGGCCCCAAUUCAGCCUCCAGAGGAAGUGGAACCUUCUGCAACCCAACAGGAGGCCCCAACUGAGCCUCCAGGUCCUCCUAUGGAGCCUGAACUUUCCCCCAGUGAACAGGAGCAGCCAGCUCAGCCUUCUGAGUCUUCUGGAGAGGUUGAAUCUUCUCCAGCCCAGCAGGAGGCCCCAGCUCAGCCCCGUGAACAUUAUGAAGUCCCAGUUUCACCUCCAGGUCACCAUCAAACUCAGCAUUCAGAUUUUCCCAAUAUUUCUGUUAAGCCUCCAGACGUGCAGCUCACCAUAGCAACAGAGCCUAGUGCAGAGGUGGAAACUUCUCCAGUCCACCAGGAGGCUACAGCUCAGACUCCAGAUCCCCCUAAGGAGGCAGAACCUUCUCCAGUCCAGCAAGAGUUCCCAGCUGGGCCACCAGAGCCCCCUAAGGAGGCUGAACCAUCUGCAACCCAGCAGGAAGCCUCAGGUCAUCCUCAGAAGUCCACUGAAGAGGUCAGUCCUCCACCACAGUGGGAGAUACCAGCUCAGCCAUCAGAGCCAUCUGAGAAGGUCGAACCAUCUCCAGUCCUACAGCAGGCCCCAACUCGGCUUUUAGAGCCACCUAAACAGGUAGAAUCCUCUCCAGUCCAGCAGGCAGUCCCUGCUCAGUCUUCAGACCCUGCUCUGGUGAUAGAACCCUCUCUGACCCAGCAGAUGGCCCCAUCUUUGCCUCCAGAGUUCCCUCAGGAGGUAGAACCAUCUGUAACUCAGCAGGAGGUUCCAGCUCAGAUUCCAGAGCCCCCUGUGGAGGCAGAACCUUCUGUGACCCAGCAGGAGGCCACAGUUCAGGCUCCAGAGGCCCCUAAGGAGGUAGAACCUUCAAGGCAGCAUAUGGUCCCAGUUCAGCUUCCAGAGCCACCUAAGGAAGUUGCAGCUCAACCUCCAGCUCAUUAUGAGGUGACAGUCCCAACACCAGGCCAGGAUCCAGCUCAGCAUUCAACAUUGCCCAGUGUCACUGUUCAACCUUUGGACCUGGGACUUACCAUCAUUCCAGAAUCCACAACAGAGGUUGAAUUUUCUCCAACCAUGCAGGAGACCCCAACUCAGCCUCCUAAGAAAGUUGUACCCCAUCUUGCAUAUCAAGAGGUAACAAUUCCAACACCAGGUCAGGAUCAAGCUCAGCAUCCAAUGUCACCCAGCAUUACAGUUCAAUCUUUGGACCUGGGACUUACCAUCACUCCAGGACCCACUAUGGAGGUUGAACAUUCUAUACCCCUGAAGAGGACUAUAGUUCCUCCAAAGCACCUUAAGGUGACACUUCCACAUCCAGACCAGAUUCAGACUCAGCAUUCACACCUGACUGAAGCCACAGUUCAACCUUUGGAUCUGGGGCUUACCAUCACUCCAGAAUCCACAACAGAGGUUGAAUCUUCUACAGCCCUGACGACAACAGCUCCUCCUCCAGAACACCCUGAGGUGACACUUCCACCUUCAGACAAGGGUCAGGCUCAGCAUUCACACUUGACUGAAGCCACAGUUCAACCUCUGGUCCUGGAGCUUAGCAAAACUACGGAGCCUACUACAGAGAUUAAACCGUCUCCGACCACGGAGGAAACCUCAGCUCAGCCUCCAGACCCGGAGCUUGCCAUAACUCCAGAACCCACUACAGAGAUUGGACAUUCCACAGUCCUGGAGAAGACUACAGCUCCUCGUCCAGACCAGGUUCAGACUCUGCAUCGAAGCCUGACUGAAGUCACAGGUCCACCUACAAAGUUAGAAUCUUCGCAGGAUUCAUUGGUGCAGUCUGAAACUGCACCAGAGGAACAGAUGGCCUCCACAAGCACCAACAUAUGUGAGCUCUGUACCUGCGGAGAUGAGACUCUGUCAUGUGUUGAUCUCAGCCCAAAGCAGAGGCUCCGCCAAGUGCCUGUGCCAGAGCCCAACACCUACAAUGGCAUCUUCACCACCUUAAAUUUCCAAGGAAACUAUAUUUCAUAUAUUGAUGGAAAUGUAUGGAAAGCAUACAGUUGGACCGAAAAACUAAUUCUCAGUGAAAAUUAUUUGACUGAAUUACAUAAGGAUUCAUUUGAAGGCCUGCUAUCCCUCCAGUAUUUAGAUUUAUCCUGCAAUAAAAUACAGUAUAUUGAAAGACAUACAUUUGAAUCGCUACCAUUUUUGCAGUAUAUAAAUCUGGGCUGCAAUUUAAUUACAGAACUGAGCCUUGGAACAUUUCAGGCCUGGCACGGAAUGCAGUUUUUACACAACUUAAUUCUCAGUCGCAAUCCUCUCACUGUUGUCGAAGAUCCAUAUUUCUUUGAACUGCCGGCAUUAAAAUAUCUAGACAUGGGAACAACGCACAUCACACUUACAACACUUAAGAACAUUCUCAUGAUGACUGUUGAACUGGAAAAACUGAUCUUACCUAGCCAUAUGGCCUGCUGCCUCUGCCAAUUUAAAAAUAGCAUUGAGGCUGUCUGCAAGACAGUCAAGCUGCAUUGCAACACUGCAUGUCUGACUAACAGCGUACAUUGUCCUGAAGAAGCUUCUGUAGGGAAUCCAGAAGGAGCGUUCAUGAAGGUGUUACAAGCCCGGAAGCAGCACACGAGCACUGAGCUGACUAUUGAGUCGGAGGCGCCCUCAGACAGCAGUGGCAUCAAGUUGUCAGGCUUUGGGAGUGAGCAGCUAGACACCAAUGACGAGACUGAUGUUAUCAGUGCACUAAGUUACAUCUUGCCUUAUUUCUCAGCAGGAAAUCCAGGAGACCUGAGACCUCAAGAAAACACUCUUCUGGAAGUAUUUGCUCCUUCAGAACAUUUUAUAGAAAAUACGAAUGUAAAAGACACAACUGCAAGAGAUGCCUUUGAAGAAAACGUUUUUAUGGAAAACACUGUUAUGCCAGAAGGCACCAUCUCUGAAAACACAAACUACAAUCAUCCUCCUGAGGCAGAUUCCACUGGGACUGCAUUCAACUUAGAGCCAACUAAGACAAAAUGGGAAUACAACAACAUGGGCACUGACCUGUCCCCUGAGCCCAAAAGCUUCAAUUACCCAUUGCUCUCGUUCCCAGGUGAUCAGUUUGAAAUUCAGCUAACCCAGGAGCUACGGUCCCUCAUCCCCAACGAGGAUGUGAGAAGGUUCAUGUCUCAUAUUAUCCGGACCUUGAAAACGGAAUGUUUACAAACGCAUGUGCAAGUGACCUGUGCCAAGCUCAUGUCGCGAACAGGCCUCCUGAUGAAGCUUCUCAGCAAGCAGCAGGAAGCAAAGCCAUCAAAGGCAGAGUGGGAUACGGACCACCAGAAAUCUAAUUAUAUUAAUGAGAACAUGGAACACAGUGAACAGAAACAGCAGAAGUCAAGUGAGCUCAUAAAAGAAGUUCCAGGAUAUGGCUAUAACAACAAACUCAUCUUGGCAAUAACUGUGACUGUAAUACUAACAAUUUUGAUUAUAAUUUUUUGUCUUAUUGAGGUAAGGACAAUAAUUAAUUCAGGUUUUCAGAAUACAAUCCUGUCUUUGUGUGGAUUCAGAACCCACAAACUGAAAAUCAACAUCACUUUCCCACUUGACAUUCUUCUUCUGUUGUUUAAGGCUGAGGUAUGCUUUGUUCUUUUACUGCAAUGUAUAUUUCAGGAUUUUUAAAGGAUCCUCGCUUCCAGGAGAUCUCUGUGAAAUGAAACCAAGUUAAUCCCACUAGACUAUUUUAAGAAGUUAAGUUGGUAUAAUAGCAAAAUUUCUCCCACCCAAAACUGUGUCAACAAUUGGAUGUACUACGGAGUCACCCCUUACUCUGCCACUAAUUUAUUUCCUUGUUGCUUAAAUGAUGAGAGACAUAUAAUCUCUACCCUCAUGGAGUUGUCAUCCUGGAGAGGAAGAAGACAGCCAAGAGAGAGAAGUACUGUCUUGUGGACUUAUUAGAUUCACAUAGUAUCAGACUUCUCCAGUCUGUAAGGUGUUGUCUAAAUAGGUCCAGUUAAAGCACUACAGGGUAGCCAUUUUUUAAAAAAAUUUUUGGCCACAUUUUUAAAUUCAUAGGGGAGGGGGAAUGUCUCAUACACCAGCCCUCCUGAGCCUAGGCCCUCUGUGAGAUGUGUCACCAUUUCUUGGACACCAUAUGAGACAUUCCCCCUCGGAUUAGAGAUGCUCAACCUGCAUCAACAUAUCUAAAGCCUGCAUCUGGCUACUCUGGGGCGAGUCCUGUUUACAGUGCCCAUUCCUGGAGAUUGCCUCUUUUUGCCUUUUGUUUGAUUAUGUGAUGUAUUACUUUUUCCAACAGGCCAGUGCUAGCAUACUGGAAGAGUGAUUUAAUAAGGUAGCAACCUUGAUGCUAUGCUCCUAAUCCAAUCUUAUUUGCCUCAUUUACCACUUUCAUUAUUGUGGUAGCCCUCCAUUCCAGCCAGAGCAGCCCCUCACCAUACCCCAGUCACACCAUCCCCAUUUCUGCUCUUGUCUGUGCCUUUGUCCAUCUAAAAUUGCCGUAUUUCCCUCUGCCUGUGGGAGUCCUGUGAAUCUCUCCAAAGCCAACUCAGUUCAUCUUUCUGCUUGAAACCUUCCCUGAAUAGGCCAGGUGCGGUGGCUCACGCUUGUAAUCCCAGCACUUUGGGAGGCCAAGGCGGGUGGAUCAUGAGGUCAGGAGAUCGAGACCAUCCUGGCUAACACAGUGAAACCCCAUCUCUACUAAAAAUACAAAAAAUUAGCUGGGUGUGGUGGCAGGUGCGUGUAGUCCCAGCUACUUGUGAGGCUGAGGCAGGAGAAUGGCGUGAACCUGGGAGGCGGAGCAUGCAGUGAGCCAAGAUCGGGCCACUGCACUCCAGCCUGGGGGACAGAGCGAGACUCUGCCUUAAAAAAAAAAAAAAGAAACUUCCCUGAAUAUUCCAGCCCUCCUGAGCCUAGUCCCUUUGUGAGAUUUGUCCCCAUUUCUUGGACACCAUAUGAGAGAUUUCAGAGGCUGAAGUGGGAGGAUUGCUUGAGCCUGGGAGAUCGAGGAUGUAGUGAGCUGUGGUCAUACCACUGCACUCUAGCCUGGGCAAUAGAGCGAGACCUUGUCUCAAAAACAGCCACCACCAAAAACUAUCUUGGGACUUGAAUAGGAUUACCUUAAAUUUAUAGAUUAAUUUGAGAAUUGACAUCUGUAUGACAUUCUAGAACAUGGUAUUUCAUGUCAUGUAUUCAUUUCUUGUUAAUGUCUUUCAGAAGAGUUUUAGGGUUUCCAUCAUAUAGAUCUUACACGACUUUAGUUAAAUAACAGAUCUUUGUAUUUUUGUUCAUAAAUACUUUAGACAUUUGUAUUACCAUUGUAAAUGGGAUCUUUCAUCCAUUUUCUAGUUAUUGGUGGUACAUCUGAAAGGUAUUUGAGGUUUGUGUGCUGCUCUCUUGAUUUUGUUUCUAGCCACCGUACUGAAUUUUCAUAUUAUUUCCGGUAAAAUCUUAGUUGAUUGUCUUAGGCUUCUUUGGCUAACAUUAUUUUAUAUGCAAAUAAUGAUAGUUUUGUCUCUUCCUUUUCAAUACUUACGCUCUUUCCUUCCUUUCCUUUUUUUUUUUUUUUUUCUU
Messenger RNA from Pongo pygmaeus (Bornean orangutan), 6663 nucleotides. RefSeq names its product leucine-rich repeat-containing protein 37A3-like. Lineage: Eukaryota; Metazoa; Chordata; Mammalia; Primates; Hominidae. The record is from RefSeq and is a predicted model, not a curated record. The transcript has 11 exons. Gene Ontology annotation, molecular function: protein binding. The coding region runs from base 1 to 4755 and encodes 1584 amino acids.